AUGGAUCCUACCACAGCUACCCUUUUAGGAAUUGAUUUCUUGUUGAUUGUAGUCAUUGUUUCUACUAACAUAUAUUCAAUCGUCGUUAUCAUGAAGAAAUCAAAGAAAAACUCGAAAAAUUUGCUGUUGGUCUCUCUGUCAGUUUCAGAUAUUGCCGUUGCAACGUUUGUGAUUCCCAAUAUAAUUUUCUUGAAAUUACACAACUCUUCUGUAAGUCCGGUCAUAUGUCAAAUAUGUUUGUUCACCGAGUAUAUGGCCAGUGCGGCCAAUGUCUUUUCUAUUUCUGUUUUGGCCAUCGACAGAUUUAGAGCAUUGGUGUUUCCUCUGCAAAAUAGAAAUACAAACCGUGGAGUUUUAUAUGGAACGAUAGUGCUAAUAUGGGCUGCUUGUGUUGUGUAUGCUAUUCGGGCACCUGUCGUUUACAGAGGUAAAAUGUUUAAAUUAGGUGGUGUAAAUUACACGACUGUGAAAUAUGGCUGCGCUAUUCCAGAUUCUCUUCUGAGUCUGCAUUCUGGAUUAGUUGUAGUCGAUGUCAUUGUGUUAUUUGCUGUUCCAGCGGUGGUUCUAGUUGGGUGUAACAUAAAAGUUUCUUUAGAAUUAUCUAACAAGACAGAAGUAAGUUUAAGCAUGCCUGAAACAGUAGGGAAAAGGCGUAGAAGGGCUGUUCGAACUCUCCUCAUCAUGAUUUUGAUAUUCAUCCUCCUCAACUUUCCUUUACAUUAUUUUCGAAUGGCUAGGCAUGUCUUUAAGCAAACGAUUUCUGGAGCCUCAACAUUAGGGCACACUUUCCUUAUUCUCACAUUUAUCAACAAUUCGUUAAAUGUUUUUUUCUAUGGUUUGCUUAACGAGGAUUUAAAAUCUGUCUGUCUGGUGUGUUGGAAGAAGCGAAAUCAGGUGGCACCUCAUUCUUCUGGAACAACAAGCAUGAUGAAAACCAGAGGCUUCACGAAAUCGAACACUAAAAAUGCAUUAGGAAGUACCGAUUAA
Messenger RNA from Ostrea edulis (European flat oyster), 987 nucleotides. Its product is annotated as neuropeptide FF receptor 2-like. Gene Ontology annotation, cellular component: membrane. Gene Ontology annotation, biological process: neuropeptide signaling pathway. The transcript has a single exon. The coding region runs from base 1 to 987 and encodes 328 amino acids. Gene Ontology annotation, molecular function: neuropeptide receptor activity. The record is from RefSeq and is a predicted model, not a curated record. Lineage: Eukaryota; Metazoa; Mollusca; Bivalvia; Ostreida; Ostreidae.